Rhopilema esculentum is the source of this 2988-nucleotide messenger RNA. Its product is annotated as coiled-coil domain-containing protein 174. Lineage: Eukaryota; Metazoa; Cnidaria; Scyphozoa; Rhizostomeae; Rhizostomatidae. The record is from RefSeq and is a predicted model, not a curated record. Gene Ontology annotation, cellular component: nucleus.
AUUGGUUUUUCAGUGAAAGCACAGGAUAGGAAAUCGUUCAACAGUAAUAGUAAUUCCAAUUCUGUUGUGGAAGCAGAUAAAACACAAUAUAGUAUGAGCAAAUUUUAAGAAAUACUUUGGAAUCAAUCAGAAGAACAAUGCAAAAGUCAAUUAAUGUCAACGAAUCAUCGAUUAUAGAUUUAAGAGCUGAACUAUACAGGAAAGAAGAACAAUUUAAGCAAAAUCUGACAUCUGAGGCUGCAAAAAGCCAAGAACACAAACAUUCCAAAGGGAGUAAAACUUUGGACAAGAUAGCCCUUUUAUCUGGGAAAAAGAAGAUACCCUCAAAACGAAAACUAGAUGAAAAAAAGAUUAUUGAUAGCAGCAAAAGUAGCAGUUACAAAAGUUCUGAAAAUGAUGCUGAGUAUGAAAAAGCCAAAUAUAAAUUACAAGCAAAGGCAAAGCUAUAUGAAAAAAUGAGCAAAGGAGACCUUGAAGACCCCGAAGAUGGAGACGACUCUUUCUAUUUAGUUGAUUUUCACAAGAAGGUUUAUGGCUCAGAUGCAAAUGCUAUGAAUAUGGAACAAAACGAAUGCGAUAGUUCUGGAGAUGAAUUGGUUGAGUUUGAAGAUUCCCUUGGCCGAAGUCGAAAAUGCCGGAAAAGGGACCUUGAAAAGUUAAAGUCACUUGAUCAAGAAUUUAGGCCCGUUAACAGAUCUCCAAGCCCACCAACAUUGCUUUCAGAAGAUAUGAGACGGGAUAUGAUGAGAAAAAAGUGGGAAGAAGAACAAGAAAAACUCAUCCAAGAGGGAGACCGUGAUAUUCACUAUCAAAAUGUCUUGUUUGAUGAGGUUCGAGAUCAUGGUGUUGCAUAUUACCAGUUUUCCAAGGACGAAGCUGAAAGAAAAUCUCAGAUGGAUACCUUAAAUUUGCUGCGAGAGCAAACAUUAGAGCAGCGUACUCGACGCGAAUCAAUAAAACAGAAACGUAAAGCUGCCCUUGAUGCUCGCUUAGCCAAAAUACGACAGAAAAAAGCUCAAAAAGAAGGCCAGCCUGUUGCCGAAGACAGGGGAAGUCAUGAAAGCCAAUCAGACAGCAUUGAAGCAGGCAGAUUGACUGGAACAGAAGAUGGGAAAACCAGUAGUGAGAGCUUGUCGGUUGAUGACUCAAAAAGUGAUGAGCUUCGCGUGGACCAAAGACAGGAAAUAGGCCCCAGCCAACCUUCAAGCAAAGACAGCACCGUUUCAACCUCGAUUUCGGCUUCAAAGCAGCUAGAGGAAUCUGUUAAUAAACAUAAAGGUGCAAGAGAAGGUCUUUCGCAGUGGAUUAAGUCUUUGAGAGAAGAACGGAACGAAGAAUUUGCUCCCCCUUCCUUCUACAACCACGGAAAAGGUCGCAGAUAGCAGCACUUCAACGCCUGUUUGAAUCAAUCCCUAGAAUCAUUAAAGAUGUUUUGAGUAGGUAGGGCAUUCAGAAUAUUUUAUUAUUGACCUCUUCCUAUUACGGAUACAUGCAUAUUUUAACACAAAUCUUUCGCCAUCUGCAUGCUCGAACUUCUUUAAGGUUUCUUAAAUUUCGAGUUUUGGGCUGGUAGGGAACAAUAUAGCAAAUAAUUGAGAAUUCAUUUGUUGCUUUGAAUUGAAACAGAACAUGUUACGAUUUCAAUAUAAUUUAUCAGCUAUAAAAGUUGCCUGAUAAUUGCAUUUAGCUUGAUGUUUAGAGUUGCAACCUAGACCCAUCUUAUUCUAUACGCUUCAUGUACCUGUCUCUGUCGGUACGGCAUCGAGCACCGCACGACAGACCCGUUAACAACAAUUCCCAUUAUUCUGUGUGCUAUCUAGCCAGAAUUGAAAUAAAGUUUUUCUUGUGACAGCUUAACACCAGCAAAAAAUUCUUAUUUGGAACCAGUGCUGAGAGUUUCGUAACUGCGCGUCAACCCAAUGACUGAAUUUGUUAAUAGGAAGUUUGGUAAGGAAAAAUCCACUGUGAAUAAUCCGAAUAAAUGGCUUACCCGAGAAAGACUGUUGAAAUUGGUAGAUUUUGGCUACAACUAUACUCAUUCAAAAUAGGACUAGCUCAGGCGCAGAUACGUAACAUGUCUGAAGGAAGUUGUUACUUGCUCAAAGAUAUAAUGAAUAAGAUAAAUUUGCAAAGCACUCGUCUAAUAGCCCCCCCCCCCUUCAUAUUUGAUAAUGUUAAGUAUAGAUAAACCAAGAAAGUAAUGAUGAUGUAUUAUAAUGUAUAUAGAAAAACUAUUCGCGAGUAAAACACUGUUAUUUUCUUUGCUUUACAGACUACACUGUUUUAUCCCCAUUAGCAAGGCAAAUGAAAAGUGCUAUGCAAAAUGGACUGCAGAAUGACGUCAAAAAGUUCCUCAUUGUUCACAUGUUAAUGAUGAUGCUUUUUUGGUCCCAGAGUGCGCGAAGGGCAGACUCUUCUUAGGGGCAUUUAUGUUUUCUCCAGCACAGUAACUGUUACCAUUGUUGUUAUGAGCAAAAAAACUUUGGAUGUAAGACACCUGCCUUGAUGACUAAGAGUCCUUUGUAAUUGAAAACACUGAUCACAGUUUUACCAAAAACGAUUUUCCAACAACUCUAACUUGCCCACAAUCUCAUGGUUAAGAUUAAUUUUUCAUUUAAAGGAAUCCACACAUGAGUAGAAGAAAAAUGAAAAGAUUAUAUGUAAUAUUAAAUCAUUAUAAGAAAGUUCAAAAGCCUUUGGUUAGUAUGCUAGCAGAAUCAUUCUUUAUGUCAAGCUCAAUUUAUUUUUCUGAGUCCUGAAUUUAUGACCGUUAUCUGAACGUGUCAUAAUUAAUGAUAAUUGUAGUUAUGUAAAAUACCUAUGCUCUUGGGUUGUCCAUUUUUACCACCACCUCGUUAGGCGAGAAACUGCCAUAACUCGUCACCAUGUUCUCACAGGCUUGGGCGAGCCAUGUUCUCUGUCAAUCGAUACUUGAUGUUUUUCAAUAUAAUGUUUUUCAAAAUUAAUGAUAUAUAAUCAUUAAUGCUU